AUGGCAAAGAAAAUUUUUGAAUAUAACAAUGAAGGGUAUUAUUUGGAGAACUUGGCCAAUUUCCUUGAAAGAGAAUUUUCACAUGAAAGUCCUUCGUUCAUUCAUCCAUACUCGAAAAUAGCAGUUAUAGUGAAACAAGCAUAUCUCUUCACUAAAACGUUUGUAUCAGUUGACAACAAAGACAUUCUGUGUAUAAAAAGUCUUUAUGAGAACAUCAACAAAAUAACUCUUGAAAACAAAUUCAGUUUCGAUGAAAUCAUUUUGUUGUUGGGAGCGGAAAGUGCGACGUAUUAUUCCGAACAUCGAUACAGUAAUCAACAUGAUAUUUUUAAUAAUAACAUUCAUAAGACUAAAUUUAAGAAAAUUAUUAAAUUGCUUGAAAACAACAAACGAGACACAAAGGAAUUGAAGAAGAAAUUUAUGUUGGCAAGAAGCAAAGACAAAAAGCCCGAAGAAAUUGAAAAGGAAAACGCACUUUUGGAUUACAGAGAAAUUAACUUCCAAAGUCAUUUCAAAAAUUAUUUCACAGAAGACAACGAAGAUGAAAAUCCUGAGAUGGUCACUUUGAUGAAAAAGUACUUCAACUUCUGCUACAAUGGAAAUUACACAUUCACUGAUAAAAACAUUGGAAUUGUUAAUCAUCUGAAAAAGGACUUUUUAGAAAAGUUGGAAACCGUCUUUGGCUUACAAGAGGAGGGUUACUACGAUGAAGCCAAAAACUCACUGAAAGAUGCGUUGAUCGCAAAGAUCAAUUUGGUCGAAUUUUUGGAUUUUGAAAACAUAACAAGUCAACGAGAAAAGUUGUGGAGAACCUGCCAAUUUGUGAUUAAGAUGGAGAAGAUCUUAUACUCACUUGGAGUUGCGUUUGAGUUCUUUGACUUAAAAUACAGUGACCUCCCAAAAGUUCUGCAAGAUGAAAUCAAACUGUACAAUUCAGUGAUGUUGAUCAAGGCGUGCAGUGUAGUUCAAUAUGUCAGAUUUAUGAAUACUCUUGACAAUGUCCAUCAAGUGUAUUUAAAUUACAACAACAACUUGGUACUCAAACUGCAAUCAGUCAUACGAACAUUGGCAACACAAGAUUACGAUAUUACACACGACCCAAUAGUCACUGAAUAUGUGAGACAAUCAAUGAAUGAAACUGUUGUGGAUAAGAGCAACUUGGUGUUGUAUGAAAGUGAGUCAAAGUACACUGAAAACAUGUUGAAUAUGUACAAGCCGAUAAUAUCAGAUGGAGUCUCUCUAACAUCGUCGAAAAACAAAUUGUUCACGUUGAAUGCCGUCUCACAAUUUUUGCUCUCCAAUUACGCGUUCUUUGAUGAGGUCACUGAAUUUAGUCGCAACGUAAAUGCUACACUAUUGAACAAAGAGAACUUCGGCUUCAUUCCAAACAUUUUCAAUUUGAUCACAUCAACUGUCGCAAUCGUUAACAGAACACCACAAAGCGAUGAUAUCUAG
Molecule: messenger RNA, 1455 nt
Organism: Entamoeba invadens IP1
Lineage: Eukaryota; Evosea; Mastigamoebida; Endamoebidae
Exons: 1
Coding region: 1-1455 (484 amino acids)
Source: RefSeq, a predicted model, not a curated record